This is a messenger RNA of Saccostrea echinata, 2651 nucleotides long. RefSeq names its product protein PF3D7_1417600-like. NCBI's taxonomy places the organism in Eukaryota, Metazoa, Mollusca, Bivalvia, Ostreida, Ostreidae. The transcript has 9 exons. Gene Ontology annotation, biological process: recombinational repair. The record is from RefSeq and is a predicted model, not a curated record. Bases 89 to 2599 code for a protein of 836 amino acids.
GUUUUUUCUCAUAUACACAGUAAUGGCGCCUAAAACGAAAACAAGAACAGGGUGCAGUUGAACUGUUUGUUUUAACAAAAAACACGUCAUGUUUGAGCUUCCAGACGACGAUGACAACUUUUGGGAGGAUUUGCCUCUUGAUGAUAUAACAAAUAAUAAGUCACCAAAACAGAAAGCAUCCAAUUCAGGAGUUCCUAGGCAGUGUGAAAUUCAAAGCCAUGGAACAUCCAAGACUGUCAACUAUAAUAAUGGCAAUGAAAAACAGAAACCAUGUGGUAGAAAUAAAAAUGGGUCUCUAGGAGAAGGUCACAGUCCAGAUUUCAACAAAAGGGGAGAUUUGUUUACCUCAAGUAGUGGGGAGGGUGCUGCAAAGAAUAACUGUAUCUCAGGUGUUGAAAACACUACUAAGACAACUUUCUCAUUCAAACCUGUGAACUCUACAAAUUGUGAUUCAGUAUCUUUAGAUGAAAUAAAGGUGAAUGGAACAGAGAAAGGUGAACUGAAAACAGGAAAGAGACUGUCUUCUGAAUCCAUGUCCGACUCGUCAAAGAAAAUACGUUUACACGACGGAACAGUUGUGGGUCAGUUUUUGCAAAGUACAGAAAAUAGAAGUGAUUAUUGGUCACAAACACAGGGAGACACACAACUGAUUAGAUCUACCACUCGGUUCUCAACUACUACUUGGUCCAUAACUACCACUCAGUCCUCACAUCCAGUGGGUCAGGGUAACUCAGACAGAACUUAUCAACUAAAGACCAGCCAUCCUCAGAAACACACACUAGAGACCUCUACCACUCAGUCGCCAAAUCCAGUGGGUCAGGGUAACUCUGGAGGGACUUAUCAACUAAGGACUAGCCACUCUCUUAGACAUACACAAGGGACCACUGCUACUCAUUCGCCAAGUCCAGUGGGUCAGGAUAACUCUGGCGGGACUUAUCAACUAAGGACCAGCCACUCUAAGGUUCUUGCCUCUGCUAGAAGGCAGUGUUCAGGUGUGACCAGAAAUAUUAACACCACUCCAGUAAUCAAGAAAGCCAAAAGAAAAUUCCCUGGACCUGCUGGACUUCUUCCUAGACUGUCUGAUAAUUCAGAAAACAUAAAGGAAUCUGUGACACCUUCAUUGAAAAUAUCUCCAGAUAAAAUAACAGUUGAGAAAGAGGACACCAUCCUGUCCUCACAGUCAGUUGAUGACAUCUUUAGUGAGGAGCCCUGGAGGACAUUGAUGGAGGAGCUAGGACCAGAUGGACAGCAGCUCCUCCACAACUUCUCAAUAGCAAACAAUCUCACAAAGGCCAGAAAGAAGCAGUUGUACAGGGGGAAAGUUCCACUGUUGAUGUGUGUAAUAGACAACAUAGACUGGCAUGGUUCAGAUCUAAGUGUGUCACUAAAAGACCGCUCAGGUGAAGUACAGGGUACCGUACACCGUGACAUAAUGAAGGAAUUUGAAUCGGAACUACAGGUGGGAUCUGCGCUUGUUUUGAGACAGGUCAGUGUGAUAAGUCCAAAUCCAAGGAGUCAUUACCUAAACAUAACCCCGGCCAAUAUUGUCUUCAUAUAUAGCAAGAAUGGAGAUUCAUGUCAGCUGGUAAACACUAGAAACACUUCUUUAUCCAGUGUGUUAGAGGAGGUACAAAGGCAGGAAUCUAUUCAAAGACAUCUGAUGAAUCAAUCAGUAACAGUCAAAACCCCUAGUCGAAGUCUUGCCCACACCCAACAAUUUCACAACAGAACACCACAGUUUGUUGGAAGACCAUCCACACCUUACGCUUCCCAAAUGUUGAAUAAUAGGACUCAAAGUUUUGGAGGAAGGCCAUCCACUCCUUGCAAUCCUCAAAUGAAUAACAGGACUCCACAAUUUCCAGGAAGACCAGCAACUCCCAGUAAUUUACAGAUAUCUAACAGUACUCCUAGAGUUGGAGGAAGAACAACAGCAUCUAAUGUAAGGACACCCUCGACUGUCUUUGAUGAAGGGAAUUCAUCAGCAAGGACUCCAUUUAAUAGCCAGAAUGUAAAGAUACCUACUCCUAUAUUGCAGCAUGCAGAAAAUAGAACUCCAAGCAUUCAGACUGUCAACAGAAAUGUACAAAGUGUUUCAUCUGCUUCAUCCACUUCAGUUCCUUCUACUUCUUCCAGUUCACAUUUUCAAGGCAUCAAACCUCAAAAUCAGAGUGGAGGUACACCAAUUUCAAAUCAAACAAAUGUGAAUCUAAAUAUUACAUCUGAAUAUGACAGAAAUCUAACAACUGUGAAUCAUAUAGCUAAUGUGAAUAACAUUCCUAGUGGUGUUCAUCCUGGAGGGAUUGGCAAUAACAGUCAAGAACUUAAUAACAACCAACAGUGCACUCCUAAUCGGAGAUCUUUUAAGUUUAAACCAUCAAGAAAUCCAGAAAUUCAAUCAAUAACAAACAACAAUUCUUCAUCAGUUUCAACAAGGGCAACUAGUGUGUUCACUCCUUCCCUUCAACGUGGUGCUAAUCAGACCUCUAACAAUAGUGCUUCCUUAUUACAACAAGGUGAUAAACCAAAGUUUGAGGUGGAUUCAGUCUGGGGUGAAGAUUUGAGUGAUGAUGUGCUCUCCCAGCUCUCUGAGGAAUUUUAACUUGUUAAUAAAACUAAAACAAAAAAGAAUCAUUUAUGCGCAAAUAAAUGUC